CGUGAAUAAUCGAUCCCGGAACUCAGGCAGGGCAGAGCAAUGUUUUCAUGCCUGCGCUAGUAACUCUGCCAUGGCGCCCGUAAUGUCACUGAUUAAGGAGGGGACUUCGUAGCAUUGCGUUUUUAUUCGCUUAAGUAAAAAGUAUCCUGUACGUUUUGCUACUCCUGGUUUAACUCUAACCACAUUUAUCUUUGAACCCGCCAUGACCGUGGAGCAGAAUGUCCUCCAGCAGCAUUCUCAGAAGCACCAGCAGACGCUACUAAACCAGUUGAGGGAGGUCACAGGCACCACAGAUGUUCAGUUGCUUCAGCAGGCCCUGCAGGUGAGCAAUGGAGACCUGGCCGAGGCUGUGGCCUUUCUGACAGAGAAGAAUGCCAAGGUUCCUCAGCAAGAUGAGUCAACCUACUACCACACAUCCCAGGUGGCCAGUGACAGAUACAUCAGCGUGGGCAGCCAGGCAGACACAAAUGUGAUUGACCUGACUGGGGACGAUAAAGAUGACCUUCAGAGGGCUAUCGCCCUCAGCCUGGAGGAAUCCAACCGGACUUUCAGGGAGACAGGCAUCACUGAUGAGGAGCAGGCCAUCAGCAGAGUUUUGGAGGCCAGCAUAGCAGAGAACAAAGCGAGUCUGAAGCGGACCCACACAGAAGUAUGGAGCGAUUCACCCAACCCACAUGACAGGAAGAGGGUAGACAGCUGCCCUGUAGGGCUGAAAAAUGUUGGCAAUACCUGCUGGUUCAGUGCUGUCAUACAGUCUCUGUUCAACCUGCUGGAGUUUCAGAGGCUGGUGCUCAACUAUUCACCACCAGCCAGAGUCCACGACCUGCCUCGCAACCAAAAGGAACACAGGAACCUGCCCUUCAUGCAGGAGCUGAGGAACCUCUUCUCCCUCAUGGUUGGGUCCAAGAGGAAAUAUGUGGAUCCGUCACGAGCUGUGGAAAUCCUCAAAGACGCCUUCAAGUCCAGCGAGUCACAGCAGCAGGAUGUGAGCGAGUUCACCCACAAGCUGUUGGACUGGCUGGAGGAUGCCUUCCAGAUGAAGGCUGAAGAGGACAGGGAGGGUGAGAAGCCAAAGAACCCCAUGGUGGAGCUCUUCUAUGGCCGCUUCCUUGCUGUGGGUGUCCUUGAAGGUAAAAAAUUUGAAAACACAGAGAUGUUUGGACAGUACCCACUACAAGUGAACGGCUUCAAGGAUCUCCAUGAAUGUCUUGAGGCAGCAAUGAUUGAGGGCGAGAUUGAGUCCCUGCACUCGGCAGAGAACUCUGCCAGGUCCGGACAAGAGCAUUGGUUCACAGAACUCCCUCCUGUGUUGACCUUUGAACUGUCAAGAUUUGAGUUUAACCAAGCACUGGGACGACCUGAGAAGAUCCACAACAAGCUAGAGUUCCCCUCUGUCCUCUACAUGGACAGGUACAUGGAUAGGAACAGAGAAAUAACUCGGAUUAAGAGGGAGGAGAUCAAGAGGCUAAAAGAGCAUCUGACACUGCUUCAACAGCGACUGGAGAGGUAUCUGAGUUAUGGCUCAGGCCCCAAGAGGUUUCCUCUGGCAGAUGUCCUCCAGUAUGCCAUGGAGUUUGCCUCCAGUAAGCCAGUGUGCACCUCCCCAGUGGAAGACAUUGACUCAUCAGGACCUCCCGGUGGCACAAUGGGACAGCAGCUGCCCCCAACAAGCAUGGCUGAGCAGGACUCCUUGUCUCUCCCAGAGAGCUCAUGCCCUGCCUUAGGUCCCACCACAGCUCCCACCGCAGCACAGCAACAGAGAGUAUCCAUUCAUAAGCCCUUUACCCAGUCCCGGUUACCUCCCGACCUGCCCAUGCACCCUGCCCCACGCCACAUCACGGAAGAGGAGUUAAGGGUGCUUGAAGGUUGCUUACAUCGCUGGAGGAGUGAAGUGGAAAAUGACACCCGUGAUCUGCAGGGAAGUAUAACCAGAAUUCACAGAACCAUUGAGCUCAUGUACUCUGACAAAUCUAUGAUGCAGGUCCCAUACCGGCUUCAUGCAGUGCUUGUCCAUGAAGGCCAGGCCAAUGCAGGCCACUACUGGGCUUACAUCUAUGACCCACAUCAGCGUUGCUGGAUGAAGUACAACGACAUCUCUGUCACCAAGUCAUCCUGGGAGGAACUGGUCAGAGACUCGUUUGGAGGCUACCGCAACGCUAGUGCCUACUGUCUCAUGUAUAUCAACGACAAGAAGCCCUUUCUCAUAGAAGGACAGAGAGUGAAAUGGGGAGACAGAGAGAGAGAGUGGGGACUGACAUGCAGCAAAGGGCCACGAGUCGGAUUCGAGCCUGCGGCUGCUGCAGCAAGGCAAUGCCUCUGUACAUGUGGCGCCGGCACUAUCCACUACACUACCAACGCUCCAGAGGAGUUUGAUAAGGAAACGGGACAGAUACUCAGUGGCAUGGACAAACUGCCUCCAGACCUAAAGCAGUACGUAAAGGAGGAUAAUGAGCUGUUUGACAAGGAGAUUGAGGAAUGGGAUGCCCUGCAGGCCUGCAAGGCCCAGCAGGAGAAGCUGGCCCUGGCUACAGCAGCAUCCAGCACCUCCACUUCUUCCUGUUUUUCUCAACCCAUGAGUAUUGAGUCCAGCACUCCAGACAACACAGUACCCCAGCAUGACCCAGAGUACAUGGAGCAGCCAUCACCCACAAAUGACUCCAAGCACCUGCAGGAGGACACCCAGAGGGCCAUCUCCAGGGCUGCUGCUGAACAAGAGGAGAGAAGCCCCGAGGCAUUGUUAAAUGCUGCCAUAAAGCUGGAGUAUGCUCGUCUUCUGAGAUUUGCCCAAGAGGACACACCUCCUGAAAAUGACUACCGAUUACAGCACAUCAUUGUCUACUUCAUCCAAAACCAGGCACCUAAGAAGAUCUUGGAGAGAACUCUGCUCACACAGUUUGCUGACAGGAACCUGGCCUUUGAUGAGAGAUGUAAGAGCAUUAUGAAUGUGGCACGUGCUAAACUGGACUUAAUUAAGCCUGAGGAGGUCAACAUGGAUGAAUAUGAGAUGUGGCACCAGGCCUAUCGGAAUUUCCGUGAGACGACCAUCUUCAUGAUGUCUGGGUUGGAGCUCUUUCAGAAGACAAAUUACAUGGAGGCUCUGAUGUAUCUGAUUUACUCAUACCAGUACAACAAGGAGCUUUUGUCCAAAGGGCUGUACAGGGGGCACGAUGAGCAGCUUCUUGGUCAUUACCGUCGAGAGUGUUUACUGAGUUGCACACAGCUCCUUCUUUGAGCAGCUCUUUGCCCUGCUCUCUCCCUGUUUAUCAGACCACAAAUGAAAGUAUUGCUGCAAGCCUGGAGAGCUGUGAACUACUUGACCAGGAGGACACAAGGCAACAGUUCUGAAAUUGUGGUCGGCGGCUCAAAUCCAGUCCAGUGUGGGGUGUCACAACGUGCUGGUGGCCAGGAACACAGGGUCUAACCUGUGUAAUGGCAGCAAGAGAAAGUUUGCUGAUCCGGGAGGGAGUUGGGGCUGUCUGGUCCCUCCAGAGCUUCAGUCGCUGACUACAGAGCUGCUGCUUGCUCUUCUCCUGGCGAGGUGGUCUUAAACAGCAGGGAGUGAAACACAUGACACUCUGUGAUCUGGGGCUCUCGCUAACAUUUGCUAGAAACGUGAACUUGAGCUUUUGGCCUUUGGCUCUGGUUAGCAGAAGGCUAAACAGUUAGCAUCAUUUACUCUCCAUCUCUGAACACAUAUUGACAUGUUUUAUUUGGUUUGUUGUCAGACUCUCUUUUAAUUCUCUUUCUGAUAAGUCUGGGGUUUUUGUUAUCAUUUCAAGUCAUUCAUUUAUUUGUCACAUGGAAAUAUACAAGGUACAACUUCAGUGAAAUGUGAUUCCAUCAGCUCCCUUAACUUGUGCACUUUGAUUUAGUUCUUUCAGGGCUCCAGACUGCAACCAAAUGGUCGCAUUUUGUCGCACACAAGUAUUUGUUAAAAAUACUUGCUCUUGUGAGACCCGAAAAUUUGCAGGUGUUUUUUUUUUUUUUUUCAUGUUGUAAGACGAGGGAGUGAGUCCGCCAGUGUAGGCCAAUGUGUGUGAGAGGAGGAAAGUCCAGGAGUGAGUGAUGAGAUAACUGCAAGGAUCACGUCAUCUACACUCAUCAGUAGGCUUGUUUGAGAUAAACUGGGCCUCACCUGGAAAGUGCAUGAGAGCAGGCGGCUGCUGUAGGAGGCGGUGACAACAAGCUGUGGUCAAGUCAGAGGCUGAAUCCAAAUGUCCACCCUCUGCAGACCACCUGCAGACUGAGUCCUCGCAGACUUCAAUUGUACGUAGUGUGAUGUAUUUACCCUCAUCACGGAAAGUCUGCGAGGGCAGAGACUGCAAUUGGCUGGUAGACAGCCCUCAAGACCGUUUUACUCGUUGCCGUGGAAACGUUCAACUAUGUGUCAUAUAAGUUGAUGAAUAGUGCCUACUAAUCUGUUCCUGCAGAUAAUAAGAUAUAAAUCCCAUGUAUAGCCUUUUAUGUGACUUAACAAAAUUGUAUUAAUACACCUCUAUAUAAUAGGCUACACGGAAACGGAAAUGUUUGUAAAUAAGGACAGGACUAU
Molecule: messenger RNA, 4549 nt
Organism: Epinephelus moara (kelp grouper)
Lineage: Eukaryota; Metazoa; Chordata; Actinopteri; Perciformes; Serranidae
Gene: usp25
Product: ubiquitin specific peptidase 25
Exons: 24
Coding region: 203-3232 (1009 amino acids)
Biological process (GO): protein deubiquitination; regulation of protein stability
Cellular component (GO): nucleus; cytosol
Molecular function (GO): protein binding; cysteine-type endopeptidase activity; cysteine-type deubiquitinase activity
Source: RefSeq, a predicted model, not a curated record